Messenger RNA from Aspergillus campestris IBT 28561, 1299 nucleotides. Its product is annotated as MFS general substrate transporter. NCBI's taxonomy places the organism in Eukaryota, Fungi, Ascomycota, Eurotiomycetes, Eurotiales, Aspergillaceae. Gene Ontology annotation, molecular function: transmembrane transporter activity. Gene Ontology annotation, biological process: transmembrane transport. The transcript has 3 exons. Bases 1 to 1299 code for a protein of 432 amino acids. The record is from RefSeq and is a predicted model, not a curated record.
AUGGGACAGUCUAAUCGAAGUAAACAGCAAAAAAAGAUAUUCGUGGUAGCCACUGGCCUACUCAUGUUGUUUAACAGCGUAUUCGACUCGACUAUUCCCAGCGGCGGCAUUCGCUUCAUCGCGGACGGUCUGCUUGUCCAUGACGAAACACAAUUGGUAUUACCCACGUCUGUCUAUCUCCUCGGUUAUGUGACCGGACCGCUUGCAUUUGGCCCGUUGAGCGAAAUCUAUGGCCGGCGCAUCGUGCUGGUAGGAAGCUACGUCCUGUUUACCAUCUUCACGUUAGCAUGCGCCAUUUCCCCCAACUGGCCCGCGUUAAUCAUCUUUCGCACACUAUGUGGCAUCUGCGCAUCGAGCCCAAUUGCAGUAACAGGGGGCCUUUUUGCCGACGUGUAUCGCUCCCCUCUAGCUCGUGGGCGGACAAUGGCGCUGGCAAUGGCUGUGACGACCGCAGGGCCGCAAUUUGCUCCGUUGGUAGCCGGAUUUAUCGGUCCGGUCGGAUGGAGGUGGAUUUUCUGGAUAUCACUGAUCAUUGCCGGUGUCACUCUUAUCCCUGUUUGGUUCCUUCCAGAGACUUUUCAACCAGUGCUUGAGCAGAAGAGAGAGAAACGGGCAAAUGACGUGGUCACCAAGGCACUGACACGGCCACUCUACAUGCUCUUCUGCGAGCCGAUCAUUUCUUUGACCUGUCUCUACCUCUCCUAUGCCAGUGCAAUCUUCUUCAUGUACUUCGAGGCGUAUCCCUUGGUAUUUCAAGGUGUAUAUGGCAUGAUUGAUGGAAUUGCUGGCUUAGCAUUUAUUCCGAUCUCCGUCGGGGCUUGCAUCGGGUUGGCCAUUUUCUUGUGGUAUGACUCUUUCCUCCAGAGCGCAAAAGCGCGGAAGGCUCGUUGGUCCACAAUCGAGGAAUACCAACGACUACCUCUGGCGUGUCUCGGGGGGCCGUUGUAUGUGCUAUCCUUAUUCUGGCUAGGCUGGACUGCCUCCGUAGAUAUCCACUGGAUUGUGCCUAUGCUGGCGGGCAUACCGUUUGGGAUGGCAUUUUUCCUCAUCUUUGUCGCUCUCAUCAAUUAUCUGGUUGACGCUUAUCACGAAUAUGCCGCCAGUGCCAUGGCAGCAGCUAGCUGUUGUCGCAGUGUUUUUGGGGCAGUACUGCCACUUGCGUCCACUCCCAUGUUUCGUCACCUUGGAAUCGCUUGGGGUUGUAGUCUUCUAGGGUUCCUGAGCCUACUGAUGACUUUGAUCCCAUUUGUCUUCAUCCGGUACGGGGGCUGGAUCCGAGCAAGAAGCAGAUUUCAAUAG